GUGCAUCACCUAAUUAAAGUAGUAGUCACUCAUUAUUGUUUCCCUUAGCCACACAAAAAUUCUCCAGAAAGAUGAGUCUGAAACAUGUUCUAGUUCUGCCAUUUCCAGCACAGGGGCAUGUGAACCCUUUAAUGCACUUAUCACACAAACUAGUUCAACAUGGCUGCAAAGUUACCUUUGUCAACACUGAGUUCAACCACAAGAGAGUUCUUACUGCAAUGAAUGGUAAGAUUACUCUUGAUGGUUCAGAAGUGGAAUUAGUCUCACUUGCUGAUGGGUUAGGACCUGAAGAUGAUAGAAGUGACAUCGCUGGUUUAAUUGCUUCAAUGGUGAGAACCAUGCCUAGUGAUCUUGGAAUGCUUAUAAGGGACAUUAAUUCCAGGGAUGAUGGGAGUAACAGAAUCACAAGCAUAGUUUGUGACACAUAUAUGGCAUGGGCUUUGGAAAUAGCACAAAAGCUUGCAAUCAAAGGUGCUAUCAUCAUCCCUUCAUCGUCAGCUAUGCUUGCCUUGGAAGACAACAUUCCAAAGCUUAUUGAGGAUGGAAUUAUGGAUAGUGAUGGAUUCCCCAUUAAAAAAGGGAAAUUUCAACUAUCUCCAAAAAUGCCUAAUAUGAAUAUAACUGAUAUGCCUUGGUCCUGCUUUAGUGAUGCAUCAUCACAAAAGACUGUAUUUCAUUACCUUGCAAGAUCAAUACAAUGGUCACAUUUAACUGAUUGGUGGCUUUCCAACACAACCAUAGAGCUAGAACCUGGUGCAUUAUCCUUAUGCCCAAAGAUCUUACCAAUUGGGCCAAUAAAAGAGUGUCACAAGUUUAGAUCAUUGGGCCAAUUCUGGCAAGAAGAUCAUUCUUGCUUGAGUUGGCUUGAUCAACAAGCACCAUGUUCUGUUAUAUAUGUUGCAUUUGGUAGUUUCACUAUUUUUGACCCAAACCAAUUCAAAGAACUUGCACUUGGGCUUGAACUUACUAAUAGGCCUUUUCUUUGGGUUGUGCGUGAAGAUUCUAAUGGUAGUGUUACAAAACACAAAUACCCUAAUGAAUUUCAAGGCACUAAGGGUAAAAUUGUCAAAUGGACACCCCAACAAAUGGUGUUAAAACACCCUUCUAUAGCUUGUUUUGUUAGUCAUUGUGGUUGGAAUUCUACUAUGGAUGGUGUGUCUAAUGGGGUACCUUUCUUGUGUUGGCCUUAUUUUGCUGAUCAAUUUGUAGACAAGGCAUAUAUUUGUGAUUUUUGGAAGGUGGGUUUGGGAUUUGAGGAGGAUGAGAAAGGGAUUAUAUCACGUUGGGAGAUAAAGAAGAAAGUGGAACAACUCUUGGGAGAUGAAGAGAUUAAGGGAAGGUCUAAGAAGAUGAAGGAUAUGAUUAUGAAUAACAUUGCAAAAGAUGGCAAGUCCACACAGAACUUCAACAAGUUUAUGAAGUGGCUCAAUGAAUGAUAAGAAUGUUCUUCUUGUAUUUGUUUGCAGAAACUUCUUGUGUUGGUUUCAUCUUUAAUAAAAUAAAAUGUACUAUUUUCUAUUUGGUGAAAACUCAGGUGGAGUCAACUUCACGUGAAGUUCAUAGUUGAGAGUCAUUAAAUUAUUUAAAUGAUUUGACUAAA
This is a messenger RNA of Arachis ipaensis, 1600 nucleotides long. Its product is annotated as UDP-glycosyltransferase 83A1. NCBI's taxonomy places the organism in Eukaryota, Viridiplantae, Streptophyta, Magnoliopsida, Fabales, Fabaceae. The record is from RefSeq and is a predicted model, not a curated record. Gene Ontology annotation, molecular function: quercetin 3-O-glucosyltransferase activity; quercetin 7-O-glucosyltransferase activity.